Adineta ricciae is the source of this 2274-nucleotide messenger RNA. The record is from the annotation of a GenBank genome assembly. Lineage: Eukaryota; Metazoa; Rotifera; Eurotatoria; Adinetida; Adinetidae.
AUGCAAAGACAUUCAAAUGGAAAUGAUAUUAAUUAUGAAACAGAAAAAACUCGUAGUGAUCAAUCGAUCGACAUAAUCAAAGAAAAUCCCAAUUCGAAAAUAAUCGAAGACGAAUCGACAACAGAAAUUAAAUUAAGUUUACCAUCGGCGUCCAAUCCAUUGAAUGCUCGUCGUCGGUUUCAUCAGAAAACGUCAACAAAUGUUCAAGGAGAAUUCACCUUGCCAACCAAUCCUCCCAUAACGGUUACCAUUCAGCCACAAAAUACCGCGCCGAAUGAAAAUUUCCAAAAGGUCAAUUCAUUUCAUGAUGAUCAAAUCUAUUCACCUGAUCAAAUCCAUCAACUAAUUAAUGAACAUCGAAUUAGUUAUGACAUAUCAUUGAGAGGAACAUCAACAAUCGUGAAUUAUUUUAUGGAUCUAUUAAAACCAAGUGAUAAUAAAUUAGCAAUGAAAUUAUUCGGAAGUAAGAAAGGUCUUUUGAAAGAACGUUUAAGACAACAAAGAUCUGGCCAUUGUAUAAUUCAUCCAUGUUCAAAUUUUCGUUUUUAUUGGGACUUAAUAAUGUUAAUAUUAUUAAUAACCAAUGUUAUUGUUUUACCAGUGGCGAUUGCUUUCUUCAGUGAAGAAAUCAAUUCUUUACGAUGGAUUAUUUUCAAUGUUAUUUCCGAUGCUUUUUUUCUCUUUGAUAUCGUUGUCAAUUUUCGAACAGGUGUGUUGAGAAAUGAUUACAUUGAUGAAAUUAUUCUUGAACCACGUCUGAUUGCUAUGCAUUAUAUCAAAACCUGGUUUAUGAUUGAUUUAUUGAGUUCAUUACCAGUUGAUUAUUUAUUUCUAUUUCUCGAUAGUGGUGAUCAUACGGGUGGUUAUACAAUAGCUCGAACCGGACGAGCUAUCAAAGUUCUUCGGCUUGUUAAAUUACUUUCAUUAUUACGAUUACUACGAUUGUCACGUCUUGUCAGAUACAUUCAUCAAUGGGAAGAGUUCUUAUCAAUAGCAAGCAUGGUUAUGCGUAUAUUAAAUCUAUUAGCACUAAUCAUAUUAUUGGCACAUUGGAAUGGAUGUUUACAAUUUAUGGUUCCUAUGUUUCAAAAUUUUCCGUCAGAUUGUUGGGUUGCACUUAAUGGCCUUCAAAAUGCUCCAUGGACUGAACAAUACACUGUUGCACUAUUUAAAGCACUUUCACACAUGUUAUGUAUUGGAUAUGGAAGAUAUCCUCCGCAAAGUUAUGUUGAUAUGUGGUUAACAAUGCUCUCGAUGGUCAUUGGCGCCAUGUGCUAUGCGGUGACAAUUGGUCAUGUUUCUGCUCUUGUUCAAAGCUUUGAUACAUCAAGAAGACUAUAUAAUGAAAAGUUCAAACAAGUUGAAGAAUACAUGGCAUGGAGAAAAUUACCUCGGCAAAUGCGGAACAGAAUAACAGAUUAUUAUGAACAUCGCUAUCAAGGAAAAAUCUUCCACGAAGAUACGAUUCUUACUGAACUAUCGGAACGAUUACGAUUGGAUGUUAUUAAUUAUAAUUGUCGUUCACUUGUAUCAUCAGUUCCAUUUUUUACCAAUGCAGAUCCAAAUUUUGUCUCUGACGUUGUUACCAAAUUACAUUUUGAAGUCUUUCAACCUGGUGAUCAAAUCAUAAGUGAAGGAACAAUUGGAGAUAAAAUGUAUUUUAUACAAGAAGGCGUUGUGGAUAUAAUUAAAGCUGACGGUACGGUCUUAACAACACUCUCCGAUGGAUCAUAUUUUGGCGAAAUUUGUCUAUUAACACGGGCGAAACGUGUUGCAAGCGUUCGUUGUGUAACUUAUUGUAAUUUGUAUUCGUUAGAUUCUUCACAAUUUGAAUUAGUACUUGAAUCCUACCCAUUGAUGAGACGAACAAUGGAAUCAGUUGCAGCUGAAAGACUUAAUAAAUUAGGAAAAAAUCCAUCAAUAAUCUCGACACGUCAUGAUUUAAAACGCGAUGCAGCUGUAUUAAAAAAUAUGAUCGAUCGGGCAACUCCGCAACCAUCAAGCGAUUCAUCAUCGGAUAGCGAUGCAUCAUCGGACAUGUCCAAUUCACAUAAGAGAACUGAUUUUAAAUCGUCAUUAUCGCAUUUGCAUGAAGAAUUUAAGAAGUCAUUUAUUGUUAAUCGUUUAAGUACAGAUCGACGAAAAUCAACUUCGGAAGAUAAGAAAAUGAAAAAUUUGAGUAAAGUUUAUCUGACUGCGCCGAAUUCCAAUCAAAAUCAAAUUAAAAAAUCUCCGUCCACACCUAUGGACAUGAGUAACAAAACUCAUCAUUAA